UCAUGUCCUUUUCACAUCUGACAUGUGAUUUUUAAAGUUCAGAACACAUCAAGACGUUACGUUGGGUAAGGUCAAAACCCGUAAUAUUAACAUCAAGAUGAGGAAUUAAAACAAAUUACCUGCCAAACAACUAGAAAUAGUUUGAAAUCCAUUUCGGUGAUAUAUUCAUGUCAAAUUAAACAGUUUAGGUGUAACAGGGAACCCAAAAAGUCUCAUUUUGGACCUCACAUUUCUGGAAUGACCCAUAUUUGGUUAGUUGUAUUGAAAAGUGCAUGUAUUUAAAAAAAUUAAAAUUACCCAUGCUUUCCCAGACAACCAAGGGUGCUAUUGCUAUGAAAUCGUCUAGGGAAAACGUGGUUCAGUGCACCUGUAAGCUUGGAAGCUGGUGGAGGCCAACCCCGAAGACUGUGGCAAUGGUAGGAUCGUUAAUUUUCUCAUGAGUUGCUGUUCUUGGAGGACCUGCUGAUACAAUUAAGCUCUCAUUCACCAUGCAUUCAACAUCACUGCUCUUGCCACCAUUCUUUCCUGCACACAUGGAGGCAUUUGGUGGCAAGUAGAGGAAUUCAAACGCCAGGGUAAUGCAAUUAUCCACCAAGACCCAAGAAGGGCUAUCCACAUCUACUCUAUGGCAUUGGGUAUUGACGAUGAUCCUACGCACCCCUUCAAUUUUCUGACGCCACGAGAGAGGGCAAUUCUGUACAGCAACCGGUGUGUGGCAUUUGUGAAAAUAUCGGAUCUUGGACAAGCUUUUGCAGAUGCCAUGGCAUGCAUCAGAGUGGACUGCACUUUCCCAAAGGGUUACUGGCGGGCUGCCUCAGUGCUGAAGCAAAUGGGUAGAGAGGAGAAGGCUUUGGAGACCCUGAUCACGCAUUACCCCACGAUUUGUGGCAGUGAUGGCAAAGCAUUUUACAACCGUGUUGACUUUGUAUAUGAGAUCACAAUCCUAACUGAUCAGCUUUGGGAUAAAUGGCGAGAAUCACAGCCUCUCUUCAGGCAUCUGGAUGUCCACACAUCUAUCUGGACUGAAGUUGUGCAGCGUUUGGCCAAGAACAAGAAAUAUCACGGUUUGCACUUGGUAUUCCUUCAAGGUUGUACUCAACCGGGUAAGCCGUAUGAUAUUGGGAAAGGUGGUGUGGCCACAGGCUGUAACACCUCAGAUCUUGACCUCCAGACCACAGUUUGUGAUCUUUCCAGUGCUAACAACAGUUGGAGCAUGCCCCUGGUACUGGAGCUGCUCAAACAUGGAUCAAAGGUCGAGGGUCUCAGCCAGAAGGAAGGGGACACGCCCCUGCACUGUGCAGUUGAGAAUGCACUUAAAACUGGAUGGGUGGACCUUCUGGAGUACCUCCUCAGUAAAGUUUUCACAAUGAGCGAGCAGCGGAAUCUGCCAGACCACUUUGGGGAUUCCCUCUUCCACCUGGUGGCCAAGACAACUGGCCCAUACUGUCACGCCAAGACGGUCGUUGACGUCCUAUGGAAGUACAGAGUGGACCCCUCCAGGAAGGACCAGCAGGGAUGCAUGCCUUUGGACGUUGUGCCCAUGAGCAGCCCACACUUCACCAAGAUACAUAAAUUGCUGACUGAGACUGCGGAACAGUUUAUGGGGCAGAACCAGCAGCUUUUCCAGCAACAGAAGCCCAACUGCAAACAGGAAGAGAUGAUGGAGCAGAUGCAGAAGGAGGAACAGCUGAUGCAGGAGCGGCUCAGGAAAGAACAGGAACGGAGACAGCAGGAAGAGUUGGAGGCAAGAAGGCAACAGCUGCUGGAGGAACAGCAGAGGCAAGAGAAGGAAGAGCAGGAACAACAGAAGAGAAUACAGGAGGAGAAGAGACAGAAGGAGGAGGAACGCCUGGAGAAAUUGCGCCGGCAGCAGGAAGAGAAGAAGAAGGAGAUCCAGAAGAAAAAAGAAGAGAAGGAGAUGCAGAAAAAGAGGGAGACCGAGGUCAAUCUUCGCAUCUAUCAUAAAGGCUUGACAUUCCAGAAGCAAGGCAAGCACUACCAGGCCGUACCACUGUUCCUGGAGUUCAUCAGCAAGGAGCACAAAAAUGUGGUGAUUUACCAGGAUUUGAAUCGCUGCAAGGAUGCUUUGGUGGAGUCAUUGGAACAUUGCCAAAAGAUUCCAAACUCUAUCAAGUUCAAGCCUCCACGGACCUACUGGAACAUGAUGGUGCAAGAGUUGGCCAACAAAAGCAAGUGGUGGAGCAUGUUCCUGCUGCUGGUGGGACAGAGUUACCGCACCAACCAGAACAGCAAGGGUAUUGCCCACGGCUGCGAUGCUUCAGGGGUGUCCAUAGUGGCGUUCCUUAGCCAGUGGAAGGGUUUGGACAUGGACCCAGAUCAGCUGACCAUGGUGAAAGCCCUGCUCAAGAAUAAGGCCAAGCCAGAUGGCCUGCUGAAUGACGCUAUAACCCCAUUAGCCCACUGUCUGAAGACAGAGAACUACGAGUUGGUCAACCUGCUACUGACACACGGAGCAUCACCCAAGCUGCUUGUCAUGGACCAUGGUGAUACCCCACUCCACUCUGCUUUGAAGAUCGGCUUCAAACAGAAAGAUCGCAAGUUCACUAUACUGGAAUUACUCCUGACCAAGUAUUCUAGGAAGCCCAAGUCCACGACCUACCUGGACAAAAAUGCCAAGGAUGGUGCAGGGAACACCUUGUUCCACCUGGCCCUGACAUGUAAACCCCAGAACCUUUCGUUCAGUGCCGUCCAGAUCUUGACCCAGCACAAGGUCAACCCAUGCAUUCAGAACAAUGAAGGCAUGGUGCCACUUAAAAUGGUAACUGAUAAAGAUCGGCGACACAAAUACCUAGCGGAGGCUGAGAAGUACUACAACAUGGGAAGCAAGUCCGUUCCCAGUGUAUCCAGAGGGGUUGAUCAGCACAGCUCAUCGGAUGGUACUCCUGCCCCUGGAGUCCCAGACAAUUGGUCAAAGGCAGAUGGGGAAUCCAGACAGCAGGCCCAUCACAACCAAUCAAAGAAGGCAAGACCGACCGAGAAAAAGUCCCAGAGGGAAAAGCUGCAAGAAGAGGUAGAGCAGCUGAUCAGUGCCAUGCCCAAGUUUAUCCCAAAUGAGGCUAAAAAGGAAAUAAGGCCAGCAGCAGAAACCAGUGUUGGGCCAGAUACUACACUACAAAGAACUGAACCACAGCAAGCUGAGGAAGUUCCACAAGAAGUCAACAGUAAAGGAGGAAAGCCUGAUGAAAGAGAUAAGGACAUGGGCAGUGAGGAGGAGGAGGAAGAUGAGGAAAUGGAGGCCAUCGAUGCAACCAUCUUUGAUAACCUUGCUUGGGAGGUGGAGUGCACUGCAAAGGUUUGGAAGUUCCUGCAUGACAGGCAGGUCCCCAAUAAGCUGAAGGAGACAGCCAUCCGCAAGAUCCAGAUGCUGGGCAGUGGGGACUGGCGAGGGCGGCUCUGCAAACCCCUGGAGGGACCGCCCAAGCAGCACAACAUGAAGCUGUACGAGGCCCGGCUGACCAAAGGGGGGCGCAUCCUGUGGGAAGUGGCCAUUGCAUUCUCACCCCGCUGCAGCGAAGAGUCAGAAAAAAGACUGGCAUCAGUAGCUGGAGGAACAGUUUACUCGGAGAUCAUCCGAAUAUGGGACAUUGUAACAGACCACAAAAAGCUGAUUCAUGCCAUCAAUGUCAUUGUGAAGUCUGUGGAGCGCGGAGAGGAGUGUAUCAUCCGCAAGAACCUGGUUGGAUUCAGCAAGAAGUCCACAACAGAAGCCACAAUGGGAAAUCGACUGCCAACCUACUUCCACGAGAUCACCAACAACUCCUCAAAGCACAGCUCCAAGCCCCCUGACAAUGCAAAGAAGAUCACCAAGCCCUACUUCCCUCCAGCCAGCUCCCGGGAGAAUGAGUACCACAUCAUGAAGUUCUACUCGGUCAACUCCACGCUGGUCAAUGCCAUGCUGAAUGACAACGACGUCAAGGUGGACUUCCCGUUCUGUGUGACGGAGCUGGAGCAUGCCAUUAUCAACCUGCAGCCUCGGCCCGCCUCUUCCAUCCUACUGCUGGGCAGGAGUGGAACAGGUAAGACCACAUGUUGCCUGUACCGCAUGUGGACCAAAUUCUUCAAAUAUUGGCAGCAGGUUUCCAUGACGGGAGAACCACUGAUCCCGAGGGACAUUGCCUUCAUACACCAGGACAAGCCAGAUGAAGACCCAGAUAAAAGUGCCCCUGAACCCGAAAGCAGCAGUGCAUCUAACAUUACGAGCAGGGCUGAGAGCUGCUCAGCUUGGUGCAAUUACUCUUGUGAUUCAAAGAGUGGCGAAGGUCCCCGUAGCAGUACUGGCGAUGCAGAUGGCAAGACAGUCAUGGACCAUCUGCACCAGAUCUUCAUCACCAAGAAUAAAGUGCUGUGCAGAGAGGUGCAGCGUAACUUCUGCGAAAUGAGCCACGCCUGCGAGUUUGCCGCUGAGCCCCUGGCCCAGCAGGACACACCCAUCCCCGACCGGUUCCAGGAUGCCCACCAAGCCCGGUUCCCACUGUUCCUAACUCCACACCAGUUCCUGCUGAUCCUGGACGCCUCCUUGCCUAAUCCAUAUUUCCCCCGAGAAGCAAAUGGAACAUUGAAAAGGAAGAUUCAAGGAUGGGAUAAUGAGGAUGGACUUUUGACCUCCACUCUCCUGAUGGAGGAAGAAGACGAGGAAGAUGAAGAUGAUGCCUCUGUCCCUCCUGAUGAUGAGAUUAAAGCACAAGGGCUUGGCGCUGGUGUUGCCUACCCUCACAGGCCAAGAAAGGAACAGCAAGGGGCCAGAUGUGGUGCCAGUGGUGCCCAAUAUGACCCGCGACGUGAAGUCACCUACGAGGUCUUUGCCUUUGAGCUCUGGCCCCGCAUCAACAAGAAGAAGUUGCUGUACCACCCCACGCUGGUCUGGAUGGAGAUUACAUCCUUCAUUAAGGGAUCAGUUGAAGCGCUUCACACAGACUCUGGCCACCUAUCUCUCGAAAGCUACCUCGCACUCGGCCAAAAGAGGGCCUCCAAUUUCACCGCCAACAGAGAAGAGAUCUACAAUCUCUUCAAAACCUAUGAGCACCUCAAGAGCCAGAAGGGUCUCUUUGAUGAGGGAGACCUAGUGUUCCACAUCUACCGUCGGCUGCAGCAUGUCCAGAUGCUUAACUGGGUGCUGCAUGAGAUCUACGUGGAUGAGACACAGGACUUCACACAGGCAGAGCUUGCACUCCUAAUAAGAUGUGCACAUGACCCUAACUCACUCUUUCUGACUGGAGACACUGCGCAGAGCAUCAUGCGUGGUGUGGCAUUCCGCUUCGAUGAUCUGAAAUCCCUCUUUCACUACGCCAGCAAAUCCGUCAAGGCCCUGGGCAAGCACUCAGCUGUGACUGUGCCAAAAAAAGUUUACCAACUUACACACAACUACAGGUCACAUGCUGGGAUCCUGAAGCUGGCCUCCACUAUCGUGGACCUGAUGACCCACUUCUUCCCAAACUCCUUUGACCAUCUGGAGCGGGACCAGGGCCUGUUCCACGGCCCUUCCCCAGUGCUGCUGGAGUCCUGCAGCUUCAGUGAUUUGGCUCUGCUGCUGCGUGGUAGCAAGAGGAAGACAUCCAAGAUUGAGUUUGGAGCUCACCAGGUAAUCCUGGUCACCAAUGAAGAAGCCAUCAAGAGACUGCCGGCAGAGCUUCGCCUCGGUCUGGUCAUGACCAUCUGCGAGGCCAAAGGGUUGGAGUUUGAUGAUGUCCUGCUCUACAACUUCUUCAAGGAUUCCCCAGCUGAGUGGCGAGUUAUCACAGGCUACACGAAUGAGUUGAUUGAUCAACAACGCUGCCAAUCUGCAAAGCAACAGAAAGGCUUAAAGGAAAUCGAAGUAGAGAGUUUGACCUCCACCAGUCGGCCACGCCCCCUGAAAUUCGACCCUGAUGAGCACAAGGUUAGAAUCAUAACAGGUCAUAAUUAAUAUAAAAAGUUGCAGAUGUCAGAACAAUUUCUUACACUUAAAAAUUUGUUUCACAUUAAUUUGUAUCUCCCUGCUCUGAGUAAACAAAGGACAAAUUAUUUUUUGUUGCCUGUAUCCCACAUUUGCACACCGCAUAUCUUGUAAAGUGUAUAACAUUUUGAGUAAUGUCUCCAAAACUAUGUGUUGGUCCCUUCUGUAACAAUGGCAGGCAGCUAUUGAUGACUAAAAUAAAACAAUAUGAAAUUUAGAAUGACCCUGCAAGUGCACAUACUUGCAUUUUUUAAAGUUGUGCAGAAGUCAGAUCACCAUACAAAAAGGAAAAAAAACAAAUUUGCAAGUGUUUUGAAUUGUGAUACAUGUUGCGGAAUCUGCAUUGAGAAGAAAUUUACAAACAUCCAAGAUUCACAAAUAUCCACAAGAUACAGGUACCCCCAAAUCAACAAAAUGAGCUUGAAAAAGUUUUGGCCAAUUUCAGAUUGCAUAUCUCCCUGAUAUAAUUAUUUAUUUUCUAGAUAAAAAGCACAUCCCCAGCUGUUCUCCAAUUGAUUAGAUAUUACAGCACCCCUUAUUUAAAGUAUGUUUUUUAUAGAGUGCCCAAAACAUUAAGUCCAGGAUGCAUUAAAUGGAAUAGUCUCUUACACAAAGUUCUGAAGUUUUGAUUGGGGACUUUUGUUAAAGAAAGCAGUACAUCGGCGCAAAUGAAGUGCCGGCAUAGAUCGGACACUUUUGCAAAAACACAGAGUAUGCCCAAUGGAGAAUUACUCUUUACUCAACUGCUAAAAUGGGAGCCCUGAGAACCUCAGAUGAAUACAUAAAUGGGGAAAAUACCCAUAUCUAAAGAGGAAUUUGAGAACUAACUGGCAGACUUUUUUCCAAGAUUUUGAUCAUGUUACGGUUUUGGAUUGCCAAUUAAUUUGGGGACGACUUCACGUCAUUGUGGGGGGGGGAAUUGCUAACUCCUGGCUCUCCCAUGUCCUUGCACUCUGAUAUGAACCAGCCAGUGUAUCAUGUAUGCAUGCAUGCCAUAUGCUUCUACAACGCUGCAUGUGCACUGCAAGUUGCUUCAUGUUUGAGGGAAAAGCAGCAUUUGACUAGUAUAUUAAGACUAUUUUAUUUGACUCCACAUACUAGCCUCAUACAAACAACUAUUUACAAUAAAAUGUAUACACUUUCAGCUGGCAUUGUUUACGCAUGUUAUUCUGUAAGGGCUCGAUGUGCAUGGCCUUCCAUCCUCAGAUUAUGUGGGAUGUUGCAGGUCUUCUGCUUUGUCUUUUUGACAUCUUCGAGUUUAUUGAGUUUUC
Messenger RNA from Acanthaster planci (crown-of-thorns starfish), 7224 nucleotides. RefSeq names its product TPR and ankyrin repeat-containing protein 1-like. Gene Ontology annotation, molecular function: protein binding; ATP binding. NCBI's taxonomy places the organism in Eukaryota, Metazoa, Echinodermata, Asteroidea, Valvatida, Acanthasteridae. The record is from RefSeq and is a predicted model, not a curated record.